AUGAAAAUUAUGGACUUUUCUCGUUACGGUACGGCAAGCAAGGAAUGGCUCGACUUCGUUUCUCGAAACCCCCAGGCAUCUCGAGACGGCUAUAAUGAUAACGACAUACAACUGGCCUCCCAGCUCCGUGAGUCGGCAAACAAGGCACGAGAAGCAACAUCUCAAAGACUUCUAAGCCAGCAUGAUCUUCACAAGAAGGUUAAUAUCUCCACAUUGUCUAUUCCUUCUCGAGGGAGUCACUCUAUUCCCCUACGCCGGUACUCGCCAUCCUCCUAUAACCAAAAUGGAGAACGAGCAGAGAAUCUGGCUCGAUGUCUCGUAUACUUCCAUGGCGGUGGCUUUUUGUUUGGAUCUGAGACAACCGACGACUACCUGUGUGCGACAAUGGCAGAUUCCUUGAAGAUAGUCAUUAUAAGUGUCAUCUACAGACAUACGCCGGACUGGCCCCAUCCAUCACAAAACCAAGAUGCGGAGGACGCCAUGUUGUAUAUUGAGAAGAGUGCAACAAAUCUCGGUAUCGAUAUUCCUUCAGGGCUUGGUGUGCUGGGUAUCUCGGCCGGCGCGGGGCUCGCAGCAGCCAUGGCCAUACGUGAUCGUAGUCAUCUCCGGGUGAUCUCUAGCGUCACUCUAAGCAUUCCAUGGCUCAUCCAUGUUGAGAAUUAUCCCUUCGAGUUGUUUGAGUCCCCAGAAAACUCUUCCAAGAUCCAGUGCCGUGACGCUCCUGUGAUUCCAUGGCCGCGGCUAAAGAUGUUCAGCAAUCUUGUCGACGGUGGGAACAAUAACAGCUUGAACAAAGAUCCUUUAUUAAAUGCAGCUCUGAGAGCGGACGAAGAGCUUCGUGGCUGGCCCAAGACGGCCAUUUUGGUAGCUGGUAUGGAUCCGUUGAGAGAUGACGGACUGUUAUUGGCGACGAGAUUGAAGGCCCUGAAGUCGACUCCCGGCAUCAAUGUAUUGAAUGCGACGGUACUCGAACCUGAAGCUUUGAAUGCCACUGGUAUCCUCAACAUUUAUACACUCUGUCAAGUCCAAGGAACCAUCACGUAUGCAGCCGGGGGCAACGAUACGCCCGAUCCCAAAGGCAAGAAUACUCUCACCUGGGAACUAUAUUUGCCAAUCAACUCGGAAUAUAAUGGACGAUUUAUGGUGGUGGGAAACGGCGGAUACGCCGGUGAGAUUGUCGAUUCCGCGAUGAUGGCCCAACUCAACUUGGGGUACGCCGUGGCCGGUUGUGACAGCGGUCAUUCGCUUGCUGACAGCGGGAACACCACAUAUGCUCCAUUCCUGGCUGACAAGGCUAUGGUGAAAGCCUGGAUUCAUAACUCUAUUGCCAUGAUCACGCCAAUCACUAAAGCCCUGACCACGGAAUACUAUGCCAAGAGUCCGGAAUUCAGUUACUAUUACGGAUGCUCAACUGGUGGCGGCCAAGGGUACGCCCUAGCCCAGUAUCAUCCAGACUUGUUUGAUGGAAUCUACGCUGGAAGCCCUGGAAACUGGUAUAGCCAUCUGAUCCUCAGUUUCCUCUGGAAUGGGUUGCACACGGCAGGCAGCGGAUACAUGAGCCAGGAUGCCUUGAAUUUCAUUACAGAUAGCGUGGUGGCUGCGUGCGAUGCACUCGAUGGGGUCGUGGACGGGUUGAUUGAGAAUCCCUUGAAUUGCAAUUACAACAUCACUCAACUCGAGUGCAAAUCCGGUCGGAAUCCUAUCAGUGCGAGCGGGACUGUUGUGUGUCUUACUGUUGACCAAAUUAAAGCCGUACAGGCCAUAUAUGCCGGCCCCAAAAACUUGGUCACCGGCGGCGAGGUUUAUCCUGGGAUGAGCCUGGGCUCGGAAAAUGGCUGGAUUUAUCAGGAGACCACGCUGUAUGAGUACUAUUCCCGGCUCAUUCUCCAGGAGCUCGUCUUCGAUGACCUGGCAUACAACGUCUCCACCUUCAACUGGGGCACAGAUGUCCGCAAAGUGGACGAGCUCGCGUCGCCUUUGAUUGACGAAAUUUCUCCGGACCUCUCCGCCUUCCGGAAGAGUGGUGGGAAGCUGAUUACCACCCAGGGUUGGGCAGAUCAGUUCAAUGCGGCCAUCUGGCCCAUCCUGCACCUUGACCAGAUUCGAGCAAGGAUGACUGGAGUCGAUAUCGACGACUUCAUCGAGGUUUUCAUGGUUCCUGGAGGUGGACACUGCGGCGCAAACCCAGAAUAUCCACAUGUACCAGGGACUUAUGACGUUCUGGACGUCCUGGUUCCGUGGGUAGAGCAGGGAACCCGGCCGCUGCAGAUGCUGAGCACCACGCCUCCAGAUGGGACCAAUACCACGCGUAAACUCUGCCCUUGGCCGAGUACGGCGCAGUAUGUGGCGGGAAAUAUCGAUGACUGGACCUCUUACAUCUGUGCCUAA
Molecule: messenger RNA, 2388 nt
Organism: Talaromyces amestolkiae
Lineage: Eukaryota; Fungi; Ascomycota; Eurotiomycetes; Eurotiales; Trichocomaceae
Exons: 3
Coding region: 1-2388 (795 amino acids)
Molecular function (GO): hydrolase activity
Source: RefSeq, a predicted model, not a curated record